This is a messenger RNA of Xyrauchen texanus (razorback sucker), 471 nucleotides long. Its product is annotated as complexin-3-like. The transcript is spliced from 3 exons. The record is from RefSeq and is a predicted model, not a curated record. The coding region runs from base 1 to 471 and encodes 156 amino acids. Lineage: Eukaryota; Metazoa; Chordata; Actinopteri; Cypriniformes; Catostomidae. Gene Ontology annotation, biological process: synaptic vesicle exocytosis; regulation of neurotransmitter secretion; neurotransmitter transport. Gene Ontology annotation, molecular function: syntaxin binding. Gene Ontology annotation, cellular component: terminal bouton; SNARE complex.
AUGUCUUUUAUGUUAAAAAACAUGAUGGGGGGGCAGCUGAAAGAUCUUACCGGCGGUCUUAAAGACGAAAAACCUGAAGCAGAAACGUCAGAUGCUGCUACAAAAGGAAUGACACCAGAAGAGUUCGAAGAAUACCAACAACAGUUGGCUGAGGAGAAGAUGGAGCGAGAUGCCAGUUUUGCCCAGAAGAAAGCUGAACGGGCCACGGUCAGGAGCCACUUCAGGGACAAAUAUCGUCUUCCAAAAAGUGAGCUUGAUAACACGCAGAUUCAGGCAGCAGGAGAUGAUGUGGAGCUGCCCACUGAGCUGGCCAAGAUGAUUGCAGAGGACAACCAGGAGGAGGAGCAUAAGCAGUCUGUCCUGGGUCAGCUGACCAACAUUCAGAAUGUGGAUAUUGAUCAGUUAAAAGAAAAGGCCCAGAACACCAUUGAAGACCUUAAACAGUCUGCAGAAAAGUGUGAUGUUAUGUAA